Paramormyrops kingsleyae is the source of this 3681-nucleotide messenger RNA. Its product is annotated as lethal(3)malignant brain tumor-like protein 4. Gene Ontology annotation, cellular component: nucleus. Gene Ontology annotation, molecular function: histone binding; chromatin binding; zinc ion binding. The record is from RefSeq and is a predicted model, not a curated record. Gene Ontology annotation, biological process: negative regulation of DNA-templated transcription. NCBI's taxonomy places the organism in Eukaryota, Metazoa, Chordata, Actinopteri, Osteoglossiformes, Mormyridae.
GUCAUUCUUAAAAUAUUUCAUUUAUAAGCACGCAGAGUGUCUCUUCCUGGAGUGUGCCAGCACCCUUUAUUAGGGCCAGAUCCCCACACCCUCCGUCCCUGGAUACUGUAAAGUAGUGAAAAGGCACGAAGUGCGACUCAUUUUUGUUUAAUUUCGCGCAGCUCCUGUCGGCGUCGGGGCUGCUCUCCGCUCGCUUACUGUGUCAAUUUCCUCUUACAAUUUACCCCAAUUUGUCUCUCGAUCUUCGUUUUGAAUACUUCCGCCAUUUUGGUUUUAAACCUAUUUUCAUUUACAUGCAGCUGUCAUUUAUGGCUGUUUUCAGUUCAGGUGUACGCUGUAUGGUCUUGGAUAGUUUGGCUGGAAAAUGAGAAGGUGAUGGUCCUGAAAUGAAAGAAUCCAUCGAUCCUUUGAUGAUGCAGGGAGAGGAGCGGAAGAAGAGGAAGCUGACCGUGAACCUCAAGUCCCCUCCGGACGAGUACCAUCUCCGGGAGCGACCUAGAGAAGAUGAGGCAAAGGCGAGAAACAAAGUGUCCAUUUCGCACAUUAACAGUAAGAAGAGACCCUGGUCAUGGGACAGGUACCUGGACGAGGAGGGCGCGGUGGCGGCACCGGUCAGGGUCUUCACAGAGCGCCAGUCAAUUCCAUCCAAUAGGAAUGGCUUCAAGGUGGGAAUGCGUUUGGAGGGCGUCGACCCGCUCCACCCAUCCAUGUUCUGCGUGCUCUCUGUGGCAGAGGUGAUUGGCUACCGAUUACGGCUACACAUUGAUGGCUACUCCGACUGCUAUGACUUCUGGGUAAACGCAGACUCCCCUGAUAUAAGGCCUGCAGGUUGGUGCGAGACGACGGAACAUAAACUCCAUCCGCCAAAGGGUUAUAAAGAAGAUGAGUUUACCUGGACAGCGCACCAAGAGACCUGUAAAGGCCAGACUGCACCAAAGAAUUUGUUCAAGACACAUAAUAGUCAGGCGCCGGGCGGCCCGGAGGUGAAGAUGGGCAUGAAGCUGGAGGCUGUAGACCAGAAGAACCCCUGUCUGGUGUGCGUGGCCACCGUGGCUGACAUCGUGGAUGGCCGGUUCCUGGUCCACUUUGACAACUGGGACGACACGUACGACUACUGGUGUGAUGCCAGCAGCCCAUACAUCCACCCUGUGGGGUGGUGCCAGGAGCACGGGCGACCUCUCACGGCCCCUCAGGGACAUCCAAAUCCGGAAAAUUUUGUAUGGGAGGAGUACUUAGCAGACACACGUUCCUCAGCUGUUCCAAGUGAGGUUUUUUGUUUGAGGGCACCUCAUCGGUUCCAGAUGAACAUGAAGCUGGAGACGGUGGACCGGCGGAACCCCAGGCUGAUCAGGGUGGCUACCAUUGUGGACGCCGAAGACUACAGAGUGAAGGUCCACUUUGACAGCUGGCAUGAAAAGUUUGACUUCUGGGUGGACUCCGACCUGCCAGACCUGCACCCCGCCGGCUGGUGUGCCAGGACGGGCCACCCCCUGGAGCCCCCAUUCCGGCCUUCAGACCUCAAGACUUCAACCACCCAGGGAGUGUGUCCAACCCCAGGGUGCAAGGGGGUGGGCCACAUCAAGGGGGCACGAUACACAGGACACCACAGUGCCUUCGGCUGUCCAUACUCAGACAUCAACAUGAAGAAGGACGUGAUCUUACCGGAUCGCCUUGGCGGGGAGAAGCAGAUCACCUUCGUUCCCGUCCGCUUUGUGCAGAAGACCAAGAGGCUCGACCCCAGCGAGGAAAACCAGGACGAGGAGGCCGACGGCGGCCAAGUGGAGAGCAGGCUUGCACCGUCAACAAGAUAUCUCAAAAUCAAAGAGGAAGAGGAGGAGGAAGAGGAGAUUGACUUGCACGCCGUAUUCAAAGCUGAGCGAGACCCUGACAGCAUGGAGCAGGCCCUGCACCAGUCCGUCUUCCUGUCAGCGAUGUCGCCACACCCCGGCCGCGAGCUGCCCCUCUGCUGGGAGCAGCACUGCAAACUCCUGCCUGGGGUGGUGGGAGUUCCAGCCAGCAGCGUGGCCCAGUGGACCGUGGAGGAGGUGUCCGAGUUCAUCCAAUCGCUGCCCGGCUGUGAGGAGCAAGCCAAGCAGUUUAAGCAGGAGCAAAUAGACGGGAAAGCCUUUUUACUGCUGACACAACGUGACAUUGUGAAAAUCAUGGGAAUGAAACUGGGGCCGGCUUUGAAGAUCUACAACUCCAUCCUGAUGUUCAAGCACGCUGAGGACACCCGGCCAGCAGGGGGCGACGCCGACAUUGACACCUGAAGCCAAAGUGACUCCACCGUGCACGCACACCUCUCCGAAUCCGAGAGCAGCGGCACACAGAUUGAGGUGGAAAUAAAACAAUAAACACCUGGUUUAUACUAAAUUAUUUACGUGAUUGUCCCGGUGGCCUUUUUCACCACGACAUGGCCUCUAAGCCGAGGUUUUGCCUUCGCAGCAGAAUAUUUGAGUGCAGCUCCAGAGCACAUGUGUUUGUUUAUAUGUUUAUAGAUUUUUGCUUGCUGUAAUGUUCCACAAUAGGCUGCAGAACUGACAAUCGCCAUGUGUAGGGAUGGAAUCUCACUGAGGCUGUUAUCUGCUGGGUCACAAUGGUGCUACCAUCAUUCCUAAAUAUAAACGGGAGACCAGAUUGACUUCUCAUGCAUCGUCUUCUUUUACCUACUGAAUCCAAUCCAGAAGCAACCUGCUAAUUUUGCGGACUUUUAUUUAAUUACAUUUUGUUCAAAUGCUAUAUAAUUUCACUGUACCAAACUACUGAUUCAUUCAUAUUUAUUGUGAGCUCUUUGCAAGUAUUUGCAAGUGAAGGAAUUUAAUAUAUUGUGUACCUCUGGAACAUCAAAAGAGUUUAAGUUGUUACAGAUUUUAUUUAAUAUUCUAUUACACAUUUCAGAGUUUUUAACAGGGAAUUGGAUAGUUAGAAACAAUAGUUGUGUAGGAAUAUAAUACUUAGUUCUUAAAAAGCAGUACUUUAUAUCUUUUCAGUAGCUAAAGCAUCAUAUUGACUGAUGGUUUCAUUGCAGACAGUCUAUAUUUUCCCUUUUAUUACAUCCUGGCAUGCAGAAGUUCUUUUGUUCCAUGGGGAUUUAGGCAGAUGUACGAACAGGUAUGACAGCAAACAUACUUCAGGAAAUUAAUGAACUGGUUACAGCUCAUUUCAGCCUUGCCUUUUUUAAAAAACAAAAGAACCUAUGAAAACACAAAACUUGUAGUUUGUCGUUUAUAGCCAAGUAAGAUACAAAAAUAAAUAAAUCUAUAUUUGCUAUGUAUUGUAAGAAAUGGUGCAACGCCGAGGACUGGAGCACUCGCUCUUCGCGGUAACCCACUGGAUUUUGGUAGCUUAAUCAACAGGACAGCAACAAACCUUCAGGAAUGUGAAUCUGUUUAAUGUCAAAGAUCUUUUCCAGAGGUCUUCUAUCUAAACAUUUAGAGUAUUCAGAUAUAUAUAUAUUUUUUUCUUUCCGUGCUUUUACUUCUGUGUUCAGAGAACGAAUUCUCUGUUUUCCUUAGUGCAUGACAUGUACCAGAGUAAGCAGGCAUAAGCUCUGGCCACUGGAAGUGACAGUCUUAUCAUAAAGUUUACUAUACCUGUUUGUAAUGUACUGUACAUGUUUAUUGUACUACGUUCUUAACUUUGAAUUUCCACUUUAUACAAUAAAAAGACUAUCAAACCUCA